AUGUCUAAUCCUUUUGAGGAUGAUAUAGAUAAUAAUGAAUCAUUGGUUAAUGAUCAAAAUUCAAGUAAUGAAGGUUAUUAUGAAAAUAAAAAUUUACAUAUAAUACAAUCAUCUCCAAUGGAUUCAUUUGAACAAAUUUUGUUAGAAAAACUUCAAAAUUGUAAUAAUGUUGAUAAGAGACAAGAACUAAUAGAAUUCUUGGAAAAUAAAUUAGAAAGUAUAAAAAAUCAAAAUGAAGAUAAUGAAAAAAUUUUUGUCCAAAAAGCUGUACUUAUAUUAUAUUUAGUAAAUUUAAAAACAAAACAAAUUUUAGAUGCUGCCUGUGAAAAUGAUGAUAAAGUAAAAAUUUGUCUAAAUAAUCUUGAAAAUUUUAUCAAUAAUUCUGAGGUUGUAAAUGUAAUUAGAGAAAAUAAAAAUGCUGUUAUGAAGAUGAUGGAAGAUAAUGCAUGUUUGGAGGGUAAAUUAAUGUUAGCUAAAAUGUUGAAAGAUAGAGAGACUAUAAUUGAUACAUAUAUAAGAAUGGAAUUAUUUUCAGAGGCUUUUUCAUAUUUACUUUCUCAUUAUGAAUUUAUGUACUUUAGAAAAUAUAUGAAUUAUUUUAUUGAUAAAAUUCCUGAAAAAUUAGUAGAAUCAUUAUGUAAUGAACCUGUAUUUAAAAAUUUACCUUCAGCUGUUUAUCAAAAAAUUGUUUUUGAGUUAGCUGAAUUUGAAUCUAAAAAGAUUACAUGCUCUAAAGAGAUUAAUAAUCUAUGGAUUGCAUUAACAGCACAAGAUGAUCCUUCUUUGUUAUAUCCCUUUUUGAAAAAAAAAUUAGAAUCUUUUUCUGGAAAAAUUGACAUUAACUUUGCAUUAAGUGUUGUUAAUAAUAACAAAAAUCUAUAUAAAUGUCAGGCAUUAUUAAAUUGUGCACUAGGUCUUUGGGAUAAGGCUGUAAGUAUUUCUUUAGAAGCUAAUGAUUUUUCUUAUGCAAAAGAAUGUGUUAUGAAAAUGGUGGAAGCUGGAAAUGAUGAUCCAUUAGAUGAAUUAAAGAAAGAACAAUUUUUGUUUGGUGAAACACAAAAAUUAGAACUUGGUAAACCAACAAAAGCUGAUCAAAAUAGGGUUUGGAGAAUUUUGACAAAUUAUGUCUUAGAACAUGAUGAUUCUCAGACAGCUCUUAAGAAAUGUUUAUCAUUUAUUAAAGAUUCUAAUGGAUGUUUAAAAUUUGAAGAAAUUUUAGCUUUAUUUCCAUCUAUAUCCUGUAUUUCUGAUAUCAAAGAACCUUUAAGAGAUUGCCUAGAUUCAUAUCGUCGAAAACAAAAAAAAAUUAGUUGUGCUAUGGUAAAAGCAGAAGAAGCUAAUAGUAACAUUUCUAAAUACUUGAAUAAGUUAAAAAAAUGCCCAAUAAUUGUAAGACCACAGGAUAAAUGUUUAAAAUGUAAAGAAAAAGCAAUGAGUAAACCUUUUUAUGUUUUUAAUUGCAAACACAUUUUUCAUGAUAAUUGCUUUGAAGAAAUGGUAUCACAUGAAUGGAAAAAUAAUGAAAUAAGAGAUAAUUAUGAUACAAAAGAUAAUUUAAAAUUUUCUUCAAUUUCUCAACAUUGUCCAUUAUGUGGGUUGGAUGUUAUUGAAGGAAUAACGAAACCAUUAUUUUCCCCAGUGGAUUAUUUAGAAGAACUUCGUUCAUGGAAAAUAGAUACAGUUGGACUAAUAACCAUUUUAUACAUGAUAAACAUUAUAUUUUUGAAAUAUCGAAUGUCGUUUACAAUGUUAUGUAUGAGAGAUUUACAAAAAGCUGUUGAAGAUGUUAUGAUAAAACCGGAACAAAAUCGUUUAGAAGAUAUAAGACAAAGAAGCACAUUAACUGCACUUGAUUUGUGUGAACCAACAUCCUCAAAUAAUAAUAAAAAUAUAAUUAUUAAUAAUGUUGUAUGUGAUAAUAAUCACAAAACAUUAAAUAACUUACAUUCAUGGGAAAAAGGAAAUUUAGUAAUGGGAUUAACUGAUUUACCAUUGUCUAUAGGAAACACUUAUCUUCCAUAUAAUUCUAUUGAUUUUAAUAUGCCAUCUAACAAUACUGAAAUAUAUAAAAAUAAUGAAAGUAUAUUAAACCAACCACAUUCAAAUAAUAUCUCUUGUCAUACUCAAAUGUAUAAUUCAUUUGAACAAUUGUUAUUACGUAGUUCUUCCUCUAUACAGUCAUCUAAUACUACUCCUUAUCAUAUAAAAAUAACAAAUCCUAAUAUAAAUGAAUUAAGUAUAGAUGGAUUAAUUGAAAGUCGUAAGAAACGUUCUAAUUCAGUUUCUUCUUGCUGUCCAAUAAAAAAUUUUAAAUUUAAUAUAAAUACAUUUAAUGAUAUUUCUGAAAGUAAUUCAAACCAAUUAUAUGAUUCAUUAGAAAUACCAAAUACUUCAAUUGAUGGUUUUAAUUUAACUACUAAUGAAUAUAAUGAAAAUAACGAAGAUAUGGAUAUUGAAUAA
Molecule: messenger RNA, 2460 nt
Organism: Strongyloides ratti
Lineage: Eukaryota; Metazoa; Nematoda; Chromadorea; Rhabditida; Strongyloididae
Product: Vacuolar protein sorting-associated protein 18 homolog
Exons: 6
Coding region: 1-2460 (819 amino acids)
Biological process (GO): vacuole organization; endosome organization; organelle fusion
Cellular component (GO): HOPS complex; endosome
Molecular function (GO): protein-macromolecule adaptor activity
Source: RefSeq, a predicted model, not a curated record